AUGGAGCAGGAUGGAGACACGGUGAUGGGAGAGGCUGGCCCCCAUCAAUCCAAUCCUGGUGCUUCACAUGCCUUUCCUUCUAGCAAUCCUAGCAGACCUGCUGUUCCAGGAACCCUCAAGGGAGGCACAGACCCGUGGCUCGCUCCGCUGCUUUUGGGGAAUUCGAUGAAUCUGCCCCUGCCUGUUCAUCAGUCGGGGAAUCCACAGGCGACUGCACCGGCUGCAGCUCACCAGCCUGUAGGACCGGCCAGCGUUGUGGAGAAGCCAGCCGAAUCUAGCGCUGCUGCUCCUGUGGUUCCUGCGCCAACCAAACGUGCAGAUAGUCUCGUCGAGGAGACUUCGGACUGGUCUGAAGAAGACUUGGGGGCCCGUGUGGGUCUUCCGCUUGCAUCUUUGCCGUCUGGGUUGUGCUAUGAUGUGCAAAUGCGCUAUCAUUGCGAGGUGCGGCCGACUGCAGAUGUCCAUCCGGAAGAUCCCAGGCGGAUCUACUAUAUCUACAAGGAGCUAUGCCGAGCAGGCCUUGUUGAUGACCCGGAAUCGUCGAGGCCGCUUGUCGCGCGUCCAUUGAAGCGGAUCCAUGCCCGCAAUGCUACCGAGGAGGAGGUCUCUCUCGUCCACACGCCGGAUCAUUUUGCUUUCGUGGAAAGUACAAAAGAUAUGUCUGACGACGAACUGAUCGCCCUGGAACAUACGCGAGACUCGAUCUACUUCAAUAAAUUGACGUUUGCGUCGGCCCUUCUGUCAACGGGUGGAGCCAUUGAGACCUGUCUGGCCGUGGCGACUCGUAAAGUGAAGAAUGCCAUUGCUGUCAUUCGGCCUCCCGGGCACCAUGCAGAACAUGACAAAACCAUGGGGUUCUGUCUCUUCAACAAUGUUUCCGUGGCGGCGCGCGUUUGUCAGAAGCAGCUUGGGGAAAGUUGCCGAAAGAUAUUGAUUGUCGACUGGGAUGUCCACCACGGUAACGGUAUUCAGAAAGCGUUUUAUGAUGACCCCAACGUCUUGUACAUCUCGCUCCACGUCUAUCAAGACGGGAAGUACUAUCCCGGAGGCGAUGAAGGUGACUGGGACCACUGCGGAGCUGGUGCAGGUCUUGGAAGGAACGUCAAUAUUCCGUGGCCUAGCCAGGGCAUGGGUGAUGGUGAUUACAUGUACGCUUUCCAACAGGUUGUCAUGCCCAUUGCCCAAGAGUUCAACCCUGAUCUGGUGAUUGUUGCCUCUGGCUUCGAUGCCGCUGCUGGCGAUGAGCUCGGAGGUUGCUUCGUAACACCGCCCUGCUAUGCUCACAUGACGCAUAUGCUCAUGACCCUCGCCAAUGGCAAAGUCGCAGUCUGUUUAGAGGGGGGCUACAAUUUCAGAUCCAUCUCCAAAUCCGCCCUUGCCGUGACAAAGACGCUCAUGGGGGAUCCACCAGACCGAUUACACUCGACGCUCCCGUCGGAUCUUGCUACUUCGACUGUCAGGCGUGUGAUGAUGAUCCAAUCUCGCUACUGGCGCUGCAUGUACCCGAAAGGACCACAGGAAGAGGGACUGUGGACCGAUAGACUGCAUGAUGUUAUUCGUACCUAUCAAUCGAAGCAAUUAUACGACAACUACAAACUUACCUCACUUUACAUCUAUCGGACGAGCAUCUCCAAGUCGUUUGAGAAUCAGGUGUUGGCAAGCUCCAAUUAUUAUCAGGCUAACCCAUUGAUUGUCAUCUUUCAUGACCCGCCGGAAAUCAUGGGCUUGCCUCAUCCGGUCACCAAUAAGCUCGAGGCUCAUAAUUGCUGGGUCGCUGAUGUCAUGAAGGAUUAUAUUGGAUGGGCGGUCGGAAAGGGAUACGCUGUGAUUGAUGUCAACAUUCCCAAGCAUGUGACGGCCGAGCCUGCGACUGGAAAGUAUGAAGGCGAGGACGAAAACCGGCCCACGGCCACCGAGGAGCUGGCUGGAUAUCUGUGGGACAACUACAUUGAGCCCAACGAUGCAACCGAGAUUUUCCUUGUCGGCAUCGGCAACGCUUUCUACGGAGUCGCGAACCUGUUGAUUAACAGAGAUACGCUGUACAAACGGAUCAACGGUGUUAUUUCUUUUGUCGCCGAGAACCCUGUUCGGGCGAUCGCCUCGCACACGCAGGUUUGGCUCUCGCGGUGGUAUAAAGAUAACUCCCUGGUCUAUGUUUCGCAUACCCACGGUGUCUGGAACAAUGUCGAGUCUCGACGGAAGCCAUCGAAGCGCUACGGUCACCUCAUCCAGUCACCCAAGGCGGGACUCAGCGAGAUGCUGAUGCACCACAAAAACGAAGUAUUCAAGUGGAUCGAAGACAGGGCCGACGAGGCUGUGACGGAGGAAGAGGAAGACGCGAGAAAGGGCAAGAGUAAAAGCAAGAGCCGGUCGCCGACCAAGGAGAAGCCGGCUGGGGUUCCUCCUGGCCCGAGCUGA
Aspergillus clavatus NRRL 1 is the source of this 2418-nucleotide messenger RNA. It is a transcript of the gene hdaA, whose product is annotated as histone deacetylase hdaA. Gene Ontology annotation, biological process: chromatin organization. Bases 1 to 2418 code for a protein of 805 amino acids. NCBI's taxonomy places the organism in Eukaryota, Fungi, Ascomycota, Eurotiomycetes, Eurotiales, Aspergillaceae. Gene Ontology annotation, molecular function: histone deacetylase activity. Gene Ontology annotation, cellular component: histone deacetylase complex. The transcript is spliced from 15 exons. The record is from RefSeq and is a predicted model, not a curated record.